UCCCCUUGCUUCAGGACCAUUUGCAGCAGGGGCGCAUCAGAUGUUGAAGGCGUGCUCUUGUAUAAUAUUAUAUUUUAACUGCGUGACUGUCGUAGGAGAAGUGCAUAAUGUACGGCUCUAGAAAUUAAUAAAAACACGAGAGAAGAAGUUCAGAAAACGUUUUUAGUUUUGCAAUCGUGGGUCUGCUUAAUUUUAGUUACCACAUUGCUUUAUUCCGCUGCUGUUCUUGCAACAGAAAGCAAUAGAUUCCCUGCGGACUGUAAUUUUGGAGGCUUCUGCCACGUCUUGGACAGCGCUGGACGUCGAUCAGUUGUUCAACUCUUUGGACUUGAAGGAAGAAACGUAAUGUUUUAAACGUUAGCCAGAUCGGGGCCAGGAAUGGAAACAAAUAACAGUCUUUUCAACUAAAUAACGAAUGGUGGGAAUUCCAGUCCCUAUUCGAAGCCACACUGAGAAAAACUUUAUCAUGCCAGACUCACCUGUGGAUGUAAAAACACAAUCCAGGUUGACUCCACCCACUAUGCCACCACCUCCUCCCACACAGACAGUACCCAGGACCAGCUCCUUCACUCCCACUACGUUAACCAAUGGAAACAGUCACUCUCCCACCACAUCUAAUGGAGCACCUUCUCCACCCAGCAGUUUCAGCAAUGGACCUUCCUCCUCCUCCUCUUCCUCUUCUUCCUCCUCUUCUUCGCUGGCUAACCAGCCGCUCCCUCCAGCGUGUGGCGCUCGGCAGCUCAGCAAGCUGAAGCGCUUCCUCACCACUCUGCAGCAGUUCGGGAAUGAUAUAUCUCCAGAAAUCGGAGAGAGGGUGCGAGCUCUGGUGUUGGGUCUGGUGAACUCAACCUUAACCAUAGAAGAGUUUCAUUCCAAACUGCAAGAGGCAACAAACUUCCCACUGCGACCCUUUGUUGUCCCAUUUCUGAAGGCCAACCUGCCUCUACUGCAGGGGGAGCUCCUGCACUGUGCACGGACGGCUAAACAGAACCCAGCCCAGUACUUGGCUCAGCACGAGCAGCUACUCCUUGACACCAGCACCAGCUCGCCCCUGGACUCGUCUGAGCUGCUGCUGGAUGUCAGUGAGAGCAGCAAGAGAAAGUCCCCAGACAGAUCCAAAGAGAAUGGCUUCAACAGGGAGCCGCUGAACAGCCAGCCCCCCAGCAAGAGGCCGUGCACGAUGAGCCCUGGCCUGCGUUUCAGCCCUAACAGUGGCCCCCCCUACCAGCCCAAUGGCCUGCCCCACCCGACGCCCCCAGCGCCUCAGCACUACCGCCUGGAGGAUGUGGCUCACCCUUACAGGCACCUCGCCCAGAGGGAGCUGAGGGACCGCCACAGGCAGAUGGGGAUGCAUGGAGCACGUCAGGAUGGUGUCAUCGAUCACCGGCUUAAUGACAGGGAAUGGGUGGAGGAAUGGAAGCACCUUGACCAUGUAAGAAAACUGCUGAACUGCAUCAUGGACAUGGUGGAGAAGACACGGCGCUCACUCACCGUUCUCCGGCGAUGCCAGGAGGUGGACCGAGAGGAGCUGAACUUCUGGAUCCGCCGCUACAGCGAUGCUGAGGACCAGAAGAAGGGGACAGGCAGCAACAGCGCCCUCUCCAGGCAGCAGAGUCCAAUCAGUCAUGAUGCCACCACACCAGAAAUUCACAGGGAGUUAUUCCACAGAACAGGGGUGGGAUAUGUUCCAGAAGACAUCUGGAAAAAAGCUGAGGAGGCUGUGAAUGAGGUGAAGAGGCAGGCCAUGUCAGAGCUGCAGAAGGCCGUGUCAGAGGCAGAGCGCAAGGCCCAUGAGAUGAUCAGCCUGGAGAGAGCCAAAAUGGAGCGCACGGUGGCUGAUGCCAAACGGCAGGCAGCCGAGGAAGCCCUGUCCCUCAUUAAUCAGCAGGAAGACUCCAGUGAGAGCUGCUGGAACUGCGGGCGCAAAGCGAGUGAGACCUGCAGCGGCUGCAACGCAGCGCGCUACUGCGGCGCCUUCUGCCAGCACAAGGACUGGGAGAAGCACCACCACAUGUGCGGCCAAACUCUGCAGGGCCAGAACCAGGGCCAACCGCAGAGCAAUGUGCCCGCCUCCAUCAGCUCCACAGCCACGCCCCGCAGUGGCACGGCUAGCCCGGAAAGCCCGCCCUCUACCAUGCCCCGCUCCAUAUCGCCCUGCCCUGUCACACUGGUCACGCCCUCCACCACAGACAUCACACCACGUGGAUAACCCCUCCCUCUAAAUGGUCUCACAUUCCUGAU
Molecule: messenger RNA, 2241 nt
Organism: Anguilla anguilla (European eel)
Lineage: Eukaryota; Metazoa; Chordata; Actinopteri; Anguilliformes; Anguillidae
Product: protein CBFA2T1-like
Exons: 11
Coding region: 416-2209 (597 amino acids)
Biological process (GO): negative regulation of DNA-templated transcription; DNA-templated transcription
Cellular component (GO): nucleus
Molecular function (GO): transcription corepressor activity
Source: RefSeq, a predicted model, not a curated record